Messenger RNA from Symbiodinium sp. CCMP2592, 4086 nucleotides. Lineage: Eukaryota; Dinophyceae; Suessiales; Symbiodiniaceae. The record is from the annotation of a GenBank genome assembly.
AUGGGCCGUAUGAAUGCCGGCCUCUCGGGGCCCCUAGCCUUCGACCCUGACACCAGCUCUGCCUAUGAUGCUCUGCAGCCACAGCCUUCGACCCAGGACUUCAGCCAGGAGCCCACUGAGGAGCCUACAGUGCAGUCCCUUGCCGAACGCCUUAGAGCCUUAGAUCUCUGGAAGCUCGCAUCGGUAUUUUGGAAGCCGACCGACGUGGCGCCCAGCAAGCCUUGUGGCACCAUAGCCGUCGAGCCCGUGAACAGCCACGUCUUCGAUGCCUUCUUUCGCCCUGGGGUAGCCGGGCUGCUCUUGACCCUUCAGCAAGCCUUCCCUACGAUAGCCGUCUACUUUACAGAGGCAGCCGUUGAUGCCUGCCAGUAUCAGGGACCCUCCGCCUGGUUGGACUCCGAAGGAGAUCCAGAAGCGAAGAUUCCACCAUGCUAUCCCUGCUCAGGUCCAGCCUUCUUCAGGACCCAUGUGUGCACGUGCCUCACCUUGCAGUCUUUCUUUCUGCGCGCCACAAUGCAAUCCCUCAGAGCAUUUUCGUUCACAGCGCCUAUGGGAGCUUCAGCGUCAUCCUCAGCCAUGGCGUCCGACCACGAUGCCUUUUCAGAUUGGCUGAAGACCUUGGCCCCAGAGGAGUUAGCCAAGCUCAAAGCCUUGCAUUCUGCCUCGGCGCAGACGGCAGCCGACACAGCCGUGCAGGAUGAUGCUCGGCCUUGCGAUAGUUCUUCCAGCCUAUCCCCUCGUAGCCUUCUUGUCUACCAGAACCAGGAAGCCUUCUAUCAUGCCCAAGACGGAUGUUACACAGGCCCUAUUCCAGCUUGUUUUGACUACGUCCCGCCUCAGGACGUGGCAGACCUUGAUGAUGCCGACACGGCCCAGCCUUCCCAGGCCGAACCGGCUCAGCCUUCCCAGCCUUCUGUACCUGCAGCCGACGCCGAAGCAGCUGCAGUCACAGAGCAGCCCAUUGAAGCCGAGGGAGAGUGCCUCCCUAUGAAGGAGCCUUCUUCCUCUACAGCCUUUCACGCCAUACCACAGGCAGGCCUUCAUUCUAUGAUGGGGCAGCUCAUCGACGUGACAUCCGUCGUCACAGCAGCCACACACCAGCAGCCUUUUCCUCUGCUUUUCUUUGAUCCCGAGGCCCAGUCCAAGCCGAUCAACCGCCACGAGCUCUGGCAGCCCAUCAAGCGCCCUGACCUAGCGACCCCCCCGCCGGCGCAGCAACCUUCCUGCCCCGACUCAGCCAAGGCCCCGUCGCCAGAUCCGCUGACCAAAGCCAUGCCCCAGGUGCAGCAAUCCCCGCCGCCCAAGCCCAAAGCCGCGGAGCCAGAGACGACGCAGCCACCAACCACGUCGCCCCCACAGGCUCCCUCAUCCAGCCAAGCACAGCCCAUGCCGACUGCAACCACAGCCGUGCCUUUCUGUCCUUACCAUUCAGCCUGCGGUCGCGAACUCAACGAAGGCGACCGCGGUUCCCGCCUGCUCUCAGCAAAGGGGGACUCCACCAACCGCCGGGACCUCGACCCAGCUGGCGGGCCCACUCAGAUUACCAGGAAAGGCCAGGAAGCUUCCAGGAAAGCCAAAGCUCUAGAACAGUGGAAGGAGCUUCUAUGGCUCCUCGGGCAAUCGGCAGAUUUGUACCGCAGCCUUCAGGAGGCCAAGUAUUCUCAGCAGCUACUUGCCCAGAGCAUUAUGCCCUGUACUGCCGGCACGCUGGAAACCUACUUGUCAGCCUGCAGACAGUUCAUCGAGUACCUCAUCCUCAACAGCCUUGCAGUCAGCACGGUCUCCGUAGCCAGCCUUGGAGACCUGCUAUGGGCAUGCCACUCCAGCCUCGAAGAAGAUAGAGAAGUGUGCCGAACCGGCCCUAAGCCGAUGAUCAAAGCCCUCUCAUGGCUAGCCAAGACAGCCGGCCUCGCCCAGCUUGCAGCUGUGCUUUCAGACCGCCUCAUCAGGUCCUUUACGGCCCAGGCCGACACGGACAGGAGAGAAGCCUUGCCACUGCCACUUGCCGUGGUCACAGCCUGGGAGCGCCGUAUAUGCCAGCCGGAGUGCCCAAUCGAACUUUGCCUCUUGCUGGGGGGAUUCCUGCUAGCCUUGCACGGCGGCUUGCGAUUUGGGGAUCUUCAGUGCAUGGCACACGAAAACGACCAAGCGGGGUUGGACCAAUCGCCAGGGGAGGACAGCACCCGACAGUGGAGCCGCCUUUUUCAGCUAGCCCGAUCCUCAGCCUGUACCAAGCGCUGCGCAAUCCCAGCAAGAGACCCCUGCAGCCAUCAGCCUCCUCCGACCACACCAGCAGACGACAUUGAAGCCCUGCUAGUGGAGAGCUUUGCGGUCACGCAAGCCGAUUCUUCCGACUCGGAGGACCUUGCUACCCCGCCGACAGUGGAAGACAUAGCCUUGUUCCAGAAUGGACCUUGGGGGUCCGUGCAUGCUCAGCCGUUGGGAGCCGACAAAGCGGCCUGCGGGUUGCCAGCAAGCGUGGCUCUCUUUGAGCAAUCGGAGCUCGCAGCCUUCCUGCAGGCGCAGGGGGCUCCACAUGCCUACGUCACGCGCGCGACGCCAACGUCUGCGCUAUCGACCUUUCCCAAGAAGAUCCCCAGCAGCUGCCUGACCUCCUCCUUCAAGCAAUUUGGUCCCGGGCGCCUCCUUUCUGCGAGGCAGUCCACGAUCGGGGGGCUCUUCCUCUGUCCUGAGCCAGAUUCCGAUAGGGUACUCCUGGCCACAGCUCCCUUACCCACUUGGCCCUGUGCAGAUCCGGGUCUCGCAGCCUUGGAAGCGGCUGGCAUGUUUGCGGCCAUGCCACUUUCUACCAAGCCCGCCCAGCGGCCAACUCUAGCCUCAGCCUUGCAAUGCCAUGAGGAGCUAGCCAAGGACAGGGCCCCCAAAGGUGAUGGGGCUGGUAACGCCAGCUCGGCGGAUUGGAGCCGGCCUAAGCCGAGUAUUGCAGCCAUGGAGGACAUCAUGCAAGCCUGGCUCACAUGGGCAUCCCAGCGUGACUUGCCCAAACGCGUCUUUGCACACCUCUCGCAAAGCAAGCCGGACCAUCCCAUCCCUGAGGAGGACCAGCUCGAACUCAUUCGGAUAGCCUGUGAAGUCAUGGAGUGGGACUACGACUCCAUGGCGCAGGCGGCCGAAGGCCAGCCUUUUCGCCUUAACCUCUUGCAAGCCUUUGCAGAUCUCCUCGACCCAGACAAAGAUCUCCCAGCCAUGCUACGCGUCGGAGUGCACACAGGAGUCUUUGAUCCCAUUGAGCCCUCAGGGCUCUGGCCUCUAGCCAAGAUUCAACCUUUGGCCUCAUCAGGGCUAGAGGUCUGCGAGGGCAACUGGAAGCCGGCGGAGGCAGACCCGGACACAGUCCGAAGCCUUUUAGCAGAGGAAGAAGCGGCCCGGAUCAUCGAGGUCAGCAGUCGACCAGUUCACUGCAAAGCCGACCUCCCGCCACAGCCCAAGUCCUCUGGUAUUGAGGCCAUCCCGACCACCAGCCUCUCACUUCCGCCCCUGGUCGCAUGCCUAGCCAGAGCUGACGCCAUGGCCGAAGGGGACAGACAUGGCCUGGUUUGCCAAGCCUGGACCAUGGACGAGGUCAGGCCCUUUCUCACCAAGGAUGCCCACAAAUACAUCGCCUGCUUUGAGACCUUGGCUCAGCUAGCACUCGCCAUGACAGCCCGAGAACGCCACGCCUUCUCGCAGUUUUCGGUCUGCUUGCCAUCGCAGAGCGAUAACACGCCCUCGGAAGCGGGCAUCAACAAGCUUUUCACAACCAGCUGGCCCCUCUCACAGUUCCUACAGCUGAUAGCCUCAUGGUCAUCCUGCCAUGGCGUUGACCUACAGGUGUCCCACGUUGCGGGCGCACACAAUCAAUGGGCAGACGACGUCAGCCGAGGUCGGCUACAAGCCUUCAGCCAUAGACCGCAAGAACGGGUGAGAAUCAGCUUCCACCGCCUCGCCUCGGCGGCCUCUCAGGCCACCUGGUCUGCAUCCCCGCCCACGCCAAGUCCACCUCCACCGCCCGCGGUGGGGGAUACUUGCCUGCUGCCUUACCGGUUGGAUCUGUCCCUGAAGUGGGGGAGUUUAUGCCUUGGCUAG